AUGGGUAACGGAGCCAGAGCCCAGCAGAAGCGCGAGCGCAAUGCGAAGGACGCAAAGGGCACUGCCAAGUCCCAGCUGAAGAUUAACGCUGCUGCCAUGGACAUCCAAUGCAACAUCUGCAAGGCCACUUUCCUGAAGACAACUCGUGAAAAGGCGUACGUAUUCCUUGUCGCAAAGACUCUGCAGGCCGCCCGCCUCUUCAUCAGCUGA
Phaeoacremonium minimum UCRPA7 is the source of this 210-nucleotide messenger RNA. RefSeq names its product putative duf1909-domain-containing protein. The transcript has 3 exons. The coding region runs from base 1 to 210 and encodes 69 amino acids. Lineage: Eukaryota; Fungi; Ascomycota; Sordariomycetes; Togniniales; Togniniaceae. The record is from RefSeq and is a predicted model, not a curated record.